AUGGGUCAUAUCAGUGCAACCGGGCCCGUCAUGACUCCCAAGCGCUCGCGCGGCGACGAGGGACCGCGUCGUUCUAAGCGCAUCAAGAAACAGACUCCCCGCUACACUUCGGACAGCGAGCUCUCACUGAGUGACAGUGAGAGCCAGCCCACGAGCUCGGGUACCGUCGUCGUAGGCGACUUGGGCAAGGAUAUCAAGACCAGAAACACCCACAAGGCCAACGUCCUCAAGGACAAGAAAAGUGUCCAGUUCAAAACUGAGGCCCCACCUGUCCCACCUUCACCCAUAUCCCCAAUGUCGCCUCGUGAGGCUGCGACCCUCGCGCACCUCGCCGACACCAUGGAAGCGCCCAAGUACUGGAACUAUGCGGUCCCGACCGCGGAGUCCCACACAGCCAAUAUCAACUCGGGCAUACUCGAGCUUCUCGGGACUGUGGCGCGUCUCGGGAGCACUCUCGAUCAGGUCCUCGGUCACUUGGGCGUCCUAGGGGUCAGCAAUGCGGGCCUCGAGGACAAGGCGGCCGCGAUCCUGAAGCAUCUGCAGGAGAGCAAAUGA
Molecule: messenger RNA, 555 nt
Organism: Cutaneotrichosporon cavernicola
Lineage: Eukaryota; Fungi; Basidiomycota; Tremellomycetes; Trichosporonales; Trichosporonaceae
Exons: 4
Coding region: 1-555 (184 amino acids)
Source: RefSeq, a predicted model, not a curated record